Molecule: messenger RNA, 402 nt
Organism: Lactuca sativa (garden lettuce)
Lineage: Eukaryota; Viridiplantae; Streptophyta; Magnoliopsida; Asterales; Asteraceae
Source: RefSeq, a predicted model, not a curated record
AUGGAAGGACAUGUUUUUGCUAGGCGGUUGAAAGAACACAGGAAACAAAAGAAUGUUAUGCCACAUGACAUACUCUCAGUAGUAAAGGACCAUGACGAGAAUAAUGUUUCUACACUAAGAACCAUAUACAAUGCACGUCUCAAACUUCACUCGUCCAAAAAUUACGGAAAAACUCCAAUGCAGGUUCUAAUGGAAAUUUUGAACGAGAAACAUUUUAUUACAGAGUUCUUCGUAAAUAGUAUUUCAAAUGAAUUGGAAAAUCUAUUCUUCCUUCAUCCGCAGUCGUUGAAUAUAUGGAAAGCAUUAACACAUGUUUUGAUUAUAGAUGCAACAUACAAGACCAACAAAUAUGAUAUAUCUGUUUGUCUUGGGUAUGGAGAAGAUCAAUGGAUAUACGUUUGA